GAAGCCGAGAAGAUGGAGACCGAGUCCGGGGCGCAAACAUCAAACCAGACGCAAACAGAUUCGUUAUCUCCAUCCCCUAAUCCUGUGUCACCUGUGCCUUUGAAUAACCCAACAAGUGCCCCAAGAUAUGGAACAGUGAUCCCUAAUCGCAUCUUUGUAGGAGGAAUUGACUUUAAGACUAAUGAAAAUGAUUUAAGAAAAUUUUUUUCCCAAUAUGGGUCUGUGAAAGAAGUGAAGAUUGUAAAUGACAGAGCUGGAGUGUCCAAAGGGUAUGGCUUCAUCACUUUUGAGACACAAGAAGAUGCACAAAAAAUUUUACAAGAGGCUGAGAAACUUAAUUACAAGGAUAAGAAACUGAACAUUGGUCCAGCAAUAAGAAAACAACAAGUAGGGAUCCCUCGUUCUAGUAUAAUGCCUGCAGCUGGAACAAUGUACCUAACAACUUCAACUGGAUAUCCUUACACCUAUCAUAAUGGUGUUGCUUAUUUUCAUACUCCAGAAGUAACUUCUGUCCCACCACCUUGGCCUUCACGUUCUAUAUCUAGUUCUCCUGUGAUGGUGGCUCAGCCCGUUUAUCAGCAGCCUGCAUAUCACUAUCAGGCCCCUACACAGUGUCUACCCGGACAGUGGCAAUGGAGUGUUCCUCAGUCUCCUGCCUCUUCUACUCCAUUCUUAUACCUACAACCUUCUGAAGUUAUUUAUCAACCAGUGGAAUUUGCACAAGAUGGUGGGUGUGUUCCUCCGCCACUGUCUCUGAUGGAAUCUUCAGUUCCAGAGCCUUAUUCUGAUCAUGGAGUUCAAGCAACUUAUCACCAGGUUUACACUCCAAGUGCCUUUGCUAUGCCUGCACCUGUGAUGCAGCCUGAACCAAUUAAAACAGUGUGGAGCAUUCAUUAUUAAGACAAUUGGGCAGCUCUAGUCCACCUCAGCUGAUCUCUAAUCCAAUGAUCCUUGUGUGACCGAAAUCCAGCUUCAACGAACCAGCUAGAAGCUGCCCGUUGUGAAAUUUAGGGUUAGUUAAUACAUCACUAUACACUGUCUAAAUUUGAUGAAAUUUGCCUUUUUCAGCUGUUCUACAAAAUUAUUUAGGUAGAUGUGACAUGUUGAUACUUUUAAUGUGUUAACCUAACUAUAGUGACAUUUUCUACGACAUGUUUUAUCCAUUCCAUAAAUAAUCACAU
Ochotona curzoniae (black-lipped pika) is the source of this 1181-nucleotide messenger RNA. It is a transcript of the gene BOLL, whose product is annotated as boule homolog, RNA binding protein. The coding region runs from base 13 to 900 and encodes 295 amino acids. The transcript has 11 exons. The record is from RefSeq and is a predicted model, not a curated record. Lineage: Eukaryota; Metazoa; Chordata; Mammalia; Lagomorpha; Ochotonidae. Gene Ontology annotation, molecular function: RNA binding; protein binding.